UCAAGUUGCUGGCAAAUAAUUUCUGUCAAGGGAUCAGGGCCUUCCAACGGAAUGGCGUGGAACACAACUUGCCCAAAUUGGCUGGCAGCAGAGGCUGCCCUGGAAAAGUACUACCUUUCCAUUUUUUAUGGGAUCGAGUUUGUUGUGGGAGUCCUUGGGAAUAGCGCUGUUGUUUUUGGCUACCUCUUCUGUCUGAAGAACUGGAAUAGCAGUAACGUUUAUCUCUUUAACCUCUCUAUCUCAGACUUGGCUUUUUUGUGCACACUUCCCAUGCUGAUUAGAAGUUAUUCUCAUGGAAAGUGGAUAUAUGGGGACAUGCUCUGUAUAAGCAACCGAUAUGUGCUUCAUGCCAAUCUCUACACCAGCAUUCUUUUUCUCACUUUUAUCAGCAUUGAUCGAUACCUGCUCAUGAAGUAUCCUUUCCGGGAACACUUUCUACAAAAGAAGGAGUUCGCUGUUUUAAUCUCUUUGGCUAUUUGGGUUUUAGUAACCUUAGAGCUACUGCCCAUACUUUCUCUUAUAAAUCCUAAUUUUGCUGUCAAUGGCACCAACUGUAUUGAUUAUGCAAGUUCUGGGAACGCCCAAAGCAGCCUCAUUUAUAGCAUAUGCCUAACCUUCUUGGGAUUCCUCAUUCCCCUUGUGGUGAUGUGCUUCUUUUAUUUCAAGAUUGCUCUUUUCCUAAAGCAGAGGAGCAGGCAGCUUCGUACUGCUUUGCCCCUUGAAAAGCCUCUCACCUUAGUCAUCAUGGCCGUUGUGAUCUUCUCUGUGCUUUUUACUCCCUACCACAUCAUGCGGAACAUGAGGAUCGCUUCACGCCUGGAGAAGUGGAAGGAAUACCAAUGCACUCAGGCAGCCAUCAACUUCUUCUACACUUUGACUAGGCCUUUGGCCUUUCUGAACAGUGCCAUCAACCCUGUCUUCUAUUUCCUUUUGGGAGAUCACUUCAGGGAGAUGUUGAUGAGUAAACUGAGGCACCAAUUCAAAUCCCUUACAUCCAUUAGAAGAUGAGGUCCUGGACUGAUGUUUCCAUGCAGGGAAAAGUGAGAUGCUUGUGUAACAGAUUAUUUUAUAUGUGCAGCUGUAGGCCAAUUACAGUUUGAUUCAACUCACAGAUGUAAAUCAGAAAGGGAUAGACCUGACACUGUUUUAAAAACACGCUGCAUCUGGAGUAUGUGAAAAGAAGAAAAUGGGAAGUAUUUAUUGGUUUCUUCACCUAAGAACUUCAAGGAGUUAGACUGCAUUGUCUAAUGUUUGAUCAUGGAAGUCCAAAACCGUGGGUGUUACAAGACUUUCUCAAUCAGUGUAAAAGGAAUAGCAGAUAGAUAAAGCAUCAAAUAGUCUGUGUAUUUAAUCACUGGUCAGAUUGUAAAAAAAAAAAAUUGUGUUGGCAACAUUCUCUAUGUUAUUCUUAUUUGUUUGAGCUUAUAAAUUAAUGUGAAAACUAAGUAACAGAUUAGGCAUACACUAUUAAGGACUGUUGUUAGAAAUUGUGCUCUUGAACAAAAUUUAAAGUAAACAGUAGCAACAAGGAAGAAAGCAACUUGUUGAGUUCAAUGAUGCCUAUAUGACAUUUCUUUAUAUUGAUCAUGAAUUGGGGUCAAGUUUUAACUAUAAGUCCUAUUUUUUGUAUGGUUUUUAGAGCAAUUAAUCAUAUUAAAUGGAACCUAAGGAGAUGGUUCAACAAAGGGAGAGAGAAGUUUGAGCUUGUCUCUCAGGGAAUUUUGGUGUAAAUGAUUGCGAGAAGAGAGACCAUGGAGAAUUGCAAAAAUCUCAGAGUUAUAGAACACAAAGUGCCUAUCAGAAAACCCAAAGCAAAACAAAACAAAACAAAACAAAGGUAAAUGCUUUUGGACAACUUUAUCUCAAAGACAGUGACUUAUAUCUGGUAUGAGCUUUGUUUUCACAGAAUAUUACAUAAGGCCAUUGAAGGAAGUUUUCUAAACAAAUGUACUUUAUGAAAUUGUAGAAUAUAGGGAAUACUUAUGUGCAUAUUAAUAUAGAUUAACCAGAUGCCACCAUUCCACGCCACAAAACAAAUAUAGGAA
Messenger RNA from Leptonychotes weddellii (Weddell seal), 2045 nucleotides. RefSeq names its product succinate receptor 1 (gene SUCNR1). The record is from RefSeq and is a predicted model, not a curated record. Gene Ontology annotation, cellular component: plasma membrane. NCBI's taxonomy places the organism in Eukaryota, Metazoa, Chordata, Mammalia, Carnivora, Phocidae. Gene Ontology annotation, biological process: G protein-coupled receptor signaling pathway. Gene Ontology annotation, molecular function: G protein-coupled receptor activity.